Molecule: messenger RNA, 1365 nt
Organism: Fusarium subglutinans
Lineage: Eukaryota; Fungi; Ascomycota; Sordariomycetes; Hypocreales; Nectriaceae
Exons: 4
Coding region: 1-1365 (454 amino acids)
Biological process (GO): nucleocytoplasmic transport
Cellular component (GO): nuclear pore
Molecular function (GO): structural constituent of nuclear pore
Source: RefSeq, a predicted model, not a curated record
AUGUCAUUGAUCCGUUCAGCAAGCGGCCCAGCAGGUGGUUUAAGCAUCAACACUGGUGCUGCUAACGCCUUCGGAACCGCCGCUUCUAAGCCCUCCGCUGCUGGUAGUCUCUUCGGUUCUUCUACCACCUCUACGCCCACCGCCAACACAACAACAGCGCCAGGCGCAACAGGCACCAUGUCUCUCUUUGGCAACGCUGCGCAAAAACCUGCAACAGGCGGUCUAUUUGGACAGUCGACGACAGCGACAACAACUACGCCCGCAGCUGGCGGUGGUCUCUUUGGCGCUACCGGCGCAACAAACACUCAACAGACGCAGGGCACAGGCACAGGCACUGGGCUCUUUGGCAACACUGCCACCAACAACACCCAACAACAAGGAAACACAGCGCAACCUGCAACGACUGGCACCAGCCUCUUCGGCCAAUCUACCCAAAAUCAAACUCAGCAGCCUCAACAAACUGGCACAGGUCUGUUCGGCCAAUCUACAGCAACAAAUACACAAAGCAAUACAGGAGGUCUUUUCGGUCAAUCUCAGGCGAAGCCCGCUACCGGUACCAGUCUGUUUGGCCAAACACAGCCUCAGCAGAACAACACCCUCGGCCAAUCCACAAACCAAGUCUCAGCCGUUCAAAUCAACUACGACAGCAUUCGCCCCCGUACCCGCUUCGAUGACCUUGCUAAGCCCGUACAAGAUGAAAUUGCGUUGCUGGACUUGGGUAUCCAACGAGUUAUCAAGAUGCGAGACGAGAUUGGCGAGUUCAUGCCCCAGCACGAGAAGGAUAUUGAGCAACUGGGUCUAGACGUCAAGUUUGUCGAGUCAAAGUUCCGAACUGUUCAAGUUGCCCUCAACAACGAUAUCCAGACCGUCAAAGCUCUCCAGGAUCAAACCCGAAAGAACGCCGCUGAUGCCCGACUAUGCUUCCGAGGCGCCGAUAACCUCAAACUCCCGACACACUAUCACCAAACAGGUCUUUUCGCCAGCCAGGCUCCAGCUGCUGAUUCCGGGGGCGCAGAUGCUGCGUCGACACAUGCGGAUGCCCAAGAUCUGAUCACCUACUUCAACCGUAUAUGUGAUGAUAUUGAAAAGUACAAGGCUCGUCUCGAUGAAUAUCGCGGCGAUAUUGAGCGAGAUAUGCCUGGUGUCGAGAACGGCCUUUACGAGCAGAUCCGAGCUCUACGAGACCGUAGUGCUGGCAGCGUAGUCGUCCAGGAUCAACUGAACGAGGUUUUAUUGGCGCUCAGGGAUACGGGAAGCGCCAUUGUUGCACAGGCUGGACAGAUUGCCGAUACUCGAGAACGGCUAUCGCGCCUCCAGGCUGGAAUUGUGGACAGUGGAGUUUACGCUAUGGGCAUGAAUGCGUAG